Cylindrotheca closterium is the source of this 2685-nucleotide messenger RNA. The record is from the annotation of a GenBank genome assembly. NCBI's taxonomy places the organism in Eukaryota, Bacillariophyta, Bacillariophyceae, Bacillariales, Bacillariaceae.
AUGAGUCCUUCCGCUUCCACACCUUCCACUCAGGAAGAGCGCUUGUCUUCCAUGCUAUCUGGGCCCAACUUUAGCGUUUCUUCGUACCUUAAUAUAGCGUUGAACAGUGGGGGCAACCCCGAAGAAUUGCAACGACGCAUGGCCGAACUGGCACUGCAACUCCAACUGCAGACUCAGGCAUGCCACGAAGACAUUGGACGAAUUGGGGCCGAACUCCAGGCCAUUAUGCCUCGGUGUGCGGCGGACGUUAGUCGAUUGGGAGUGGGACUGCAAGGAAUGAAGGUAGAUGCCCAAAAUCUCCUCGAUACUACCACGGUGAAUAAUCAAGAGGGAGAAGCACUAUCGGGAUCUUUGGAGACUCUGUCUACUUUGCAUGCGUUGCAAGCCAACUUGUCUAAAACAAAGGAUAUUUUAACGGCAGCAGCUACUUGGGAUUCUACUAUUGCUAGUAUUUCGCCUCUCUUGGCCGAACAGAAUUUGAAUGAUGCGGUGGACGCCCUGGCUCAAUUGGAACAUGGGGAACGUGCCUUGCAGGGAAUGCCCCAAAAGGAGGAACGUCAAGCGGCGAUUGCCAAGAUUCGUACCCAAGUUCAAGUCAUGUUGCAACCCCAACUCAAUCAUGCCUUGCAAAAUAUGAGUUCUCGUUUGGGACCUUUGCAACAAUGUGUGGCUUUGUAUUCCAAACUAGACAAGAUGGAUUCCUUGCAAGAAGAAUACGUCAAGAACCGUCCAAGCGAGAUUCACAAGGCAUGGUUUGGAUUUUCUCCUGCUAUGGAUACGGGAUCGAUAGAAUCCUCCAAUGGAACUGACUCAGGAUUCAGUACCUGGUUGCCAUCUUGGUACGAGAAGGUCCUUUCGUUGCUGACAGAAGAACGACGACAGUCGUCCACGGUAUUUGGUGCAGAAAUGGCACCCGAAGUCUUGGUAUUGGUAUUGAAAGAAUGCUUCCGACCCAUUCUUCCAUCCUUUGAAAGUCGGUUGAAGAGUACUUGCUCCCCUGAUCCUUACGCCAUGAAGGGAGGGGCUUUUGAAUCCAUUUGCACUGCCUACGAAUCCACGUUGCGAUUCCUAUCGCUUGCCUACGAACUCAUUGCCGCUGCCUCUUUGGAUGUGGCCGAAUCAGGUAACCAAACCACAAAUGGGGCUGGACUAUUUGUGGAUAUCAAGGAGGUCUCUCUACAAGUUGCUGCUCCUUUUGCCAAAUACAUGCAAUCCUUUGAUGAACUAGAGGCAAAGCAUUCUCAAAUGGCAACCAAACUUGUGUCCAAGGACAUUCAACAGUGCGUUGGCAAUGUGUCGGUCAACAGUGGACUGGAAGCCCUGCAAGAUGCCACUGAGCGUCUCAAGGGAUUGGCACCCUUUAUUUUCCCUCUGGCCAAUGGUGCGCUGGAUCGCUUCGAACUCAUGAACGGUGGAUUUCUGGUCGGCCAAGCCUUGGCGGCGGUGGACAAGAUUUUGACUGAUCACGUCGGAGAGAUGGUCAUUUCCAUCCGCACCUUGUCGGCGGCGAUGACCUCCGACAAUGACAAGCUGGCGGAUCUUUUCGACGAACAAUACGUCCUUUGCGCCAUGGAACUCUUGAAAAUUGCAGGAAAGUUCAAGCGCGAUUUGGGUAGCUUUGAAGAGGGAACUCGGAAGCGUUUGUCCAUCAUCGCGGGAAGACUCGAAGACCAUUCCAAACUCAAGUUGGAAGUAGAAGAAGCCAAAAUGAGUCGAACGAAAAAGGCAUCAGCCUUUACACUGCCGGACUCGUUGUCAGUGGUCGAAAUCGAUGCGGUCCUGUCAGAAGAGUUCUGUGGGGAUCAAGAAAAUCCCGAUGAAGGGACAAUUGCGGCUGUCUCGAUGCUCAAACGCCUCUCGACUGUUCCAGAGGACGACCAAUCAGUUUUGUAUCCCAAAACGGAAGAUUCCAUUCAACGGCUUGCUAAUAGUUGCCAUUCGUUCAUUUUUUAUGUGUGCUCAUCGGUGCCCAAGAAGCAACUCCGAGGCAUGUCCGAUAUGCCCGCUUGGUCGGAAAUGUCAGAAGCCAACCCCAUGGAUUCCUACGGAACACUUCCCCAACAAUAUGUCACAUUGAUUGGAGAGCACAUGUUGGCAUUGGUCCAAGCCUUUGAACCAUUUGCUGACGAUCCAGAGACACUCUCACUGGCAAAUGAAGUGAUGGGCAAGGUCCGAGACGUGGCGGUGCAGCCAUGGGACGAAUUUGUGGCUACGGCUGGAGUGAUUAGUUCUUCCGAGUCAAUUAUCAAUACGUUGAUGGUCGGAACUGACAUUACCGGCUUAGUCUUGCAAAACUCAGCGUUAACAGAAGAGGAUGCUGCCUUUGAAGAGGGAAUCAGCGAUGCCGAAAAGGCGAGCGCCAUAUUCUGCAACGUGUGGUUGGAUGCAAUUGGUUUGGCGGUGACUGGAAAGAUGCUGGAGAAGAUUAUGAGAUUCUCGCAACUGACGCCCAAGGGAUGCGAGCACCUGUCAGCAGACUUUAACUACCUCAUCAAUGUCUUUUCAGCGCUGGGCGUUGCUGGGCACCCACAUCCUUUCAUUAGCCACAUUGCAGCGUUGGUCAUGUUGAGUGACAGUGAGCUGAAGGAACAAAUUGAUUCUCGAAACCGUGGCGAUCCUAUCGAAGGAGCAUUGCGAGCCGUAGAAGUUAGAAUUGCUCUCUUGCGGGGCAUUUCGGUGGACUAG